AUGCUCCCUGGGUGCGCUGACCCCCAAGCCGCAACGAUCAAGGUCGAUCUCAGUACGGGCAAAAUAAUUGAUAUUCAGUCUCAUCACGCAAACAAAGAGUCUCUUCCAUCGGGAAAUCAGAACAUUCGGUGGGUGGAUGCUGGGGACAAGAUAGUCCUUCCCGGUCUUGUUGAUGCCCAUGUACACCUUAAUGAACCCGGCCGCACCGACUGGGAGGGAUUUUGGACUGGCACCAGAGCUGCUGCUUCAGGUGGUAUAACUACUGUGGUCGACAUGCCUCUCAACUCGAUUCCACCCACAACGACAGUGGAUAAUCUGGAGACGAAAAGGACUGCAGCGGCUGGGCAGUGUUGGACAGAUGUUGCAUUUUGGGGUGGGGUUAUACCUGGGAACGAGUCCCAUUUGAAGCCAUUAAUCUCCGCAGGAAUAAAGGGUUUUAAAUGCUUUCUCAUCGAAAGCGGAGUCGAGGAAUUCCCAUGCGUUUCUGAAGCCGAUUUACAUAUCCACAUGAAAGAGCUGCAGAAUGAAUCUACUGUUCUAUUAUUUCAUGCAGAAGUCGAUAGGUCCACAACAUCCUCCGAGCGUUCUGAUGCAACUGAUGAUCCCACACUAUACGGAACUUACCUCAGCACCAGACCAGAGGAAAUGGAAGUGAAUGCGAUAUCGCUAAUCACGAAACUCCAGGAGGCCUAUCCCUCUCUCCGGUGCCACAUUGUCCACCUUUCCGCAUCCUCUGCACUGCCAAUCAUUCGCGCAGCAAAGAGCCGCGGGCUCAACUUGACGGUAGAGACGUGUUUCCACUAUCUUUGUUUGUCGGCAAACGAAAUACCAAAAGGACAUCCCGAAUUCAAAUGCUGUCCACCCAUCAGAGAUGACAGUAAUAGGAAUUCACUCUGGCAAGCUCUUAGAGAAGGAUUGAUUGACUGUGUUGUGUCUGAUCACAGUCCCUGUGUGACAGAAUUGAAGAAGCUGGAAGAAGGGGAUAUCAUGGGUGCUUGGGGCGGCAUCAGUACACUUGGUCUAGGAUUGAGCUUACUGUGGACAGAAGGAAGAAAAAGGGGCGUCACGCUUGGUGACAUUGUGAACUGGCUAAGCGAGAGGACAUCGCACCUUGCGGGGCUGAGUGGCAAGAAAGGACAGCUCAAGGUUGGCUAUGAUGCCGACUUUGUCAUAUGGGAUCCCGAAGCGGAAUUCAAGGUGACAAAAGAUCUGUUCAAGUUCAAGAACAAGUUAUCGGCCUAUGAAGGCAUGGUCCUAACCGGUGUCGUGCAACAAACCUUGCUCCGUGGCCGCGUGAUCUACGACAAGAGUCGAAAUGGGUUUGAAGGCCUCAGUCCACUCGGCAAUCUGCUCUGA
This is a messenger RNA of Serpula lacrymans var. lacrymans S7.9, 1356 nucleotides long. RefSeq lists its product as uncharacterized. Gene Ontology annotation, biological process: purine nucleobase catabolic process; allantoin catabolic process. Lineage: Eukaryota; Fungi; Basidiomycota; Agaricomycetes; Boletales; Serpulaceae. The transcript is spliced from 6 exons. The coding region runs from base 1 to 1356 and encodes 451 amino acids. Gene Ontology annotation, molecular function: allantoinase activity; cobalt ion binding; zinc ion binding. The record is from RefSeq and is a predicted model, not a curated record. Gene Ontology annotation, cellular component: cytoplasm.